AUGCGCUUCUCUCUUAUCGCGCUUGCGGUGUUCGCUGCUGCCUCCGCCGCCAUGAAGCUGAGCGACGUGCCCGGCACCGAGGCCAAUCCCCUAGAUCUAGACAGCAACUACGUAGUCCAAUGGACUUAUGACGAGUAUGUUUCUUCUUUAGAUGGGCCACAGAGACCAAACGAGAGAGACAAGCCCGUCUGGGUGGCUAUCUCCCACUACGAUCAAGGCGGGUACUCGGAAUGCUACCUGCUCUCCGGCCAGCUGCGCGCCGGGGACGGAAGCUUUCGCAUCCCAACGCACCCUGUCUCCCAGCCGGUUACCCAAGUUACCGGAUACCGGUUCCGCCUGCACCAGACCAACCAAUGCGUCGCCAACCCCGGUAUUGAGGACCAGACGAACCAGUUCCGCCUCAAGCCUUACUACCCACCUACGAAAUAG
This is a messenger RNA of Aspergillus brunneoviolaceus CBS 621.78, 429 nucleotides long. RefSeq lists its product as uncharacterized. The record is from RefSeq and is a predicted model, not a curated record. The coding region runs from base 1 to 429 and encodes 142 amino acids. NCBI's taxonomy places the organism in Eukaryota, Fungi, Ascomycota, Eurotiomycetes, Eurotiales, Aspergillaceae. The transcript has 3 exons.